Homalodisca vitripennis (glassy-winged sharpshooter) is the source of this 3034-nucleotide messenger RNA. RefSeq names its product transportin-3 (gene Tnpo-SR). The transcript is spliced from 17 exons. Gene Ontology annotation, molecular function: small GTPase binding. Gene Ontology annotation, biological process: protein import into nucleus. Lineage: Eukaryota; Metazoa; Arthropoda; Insecta; Hemiptera; Cicadellidae. Gene Ontology annotation, cellular component: cytoplasm; nuclear membrane. The record is from RefSeq and is a predicted model, not a curated record. The coding region runs from base 185 to 2962 and encodes 925 amino acids.
AUGCGACAGAUAAUGAAAAUGAACGUCUAAUUCAAUUUCAAUAUGGUGAUCAAGCUGUCUAGAAACUUAGUUAUUCCGAAAGAAAACUAUUAAUUUAUCAGUAACGAAUGUAUCAUGUUUAGCAACGAUAUGUACAUGUGAUAAAGUAUUAGUUUAUUAGUGCUUUUUAUUAUUUUUUAGCAAAAUGGAAUCGAUGCCUCCGCUAGAAACCGUCUAUCAAGCGGUUUUCGCACUCUAUCGAAACCCCGACACGGCCGAAAAAGAAAAGGCUUCAAUGUGGUUGAACGACCUACAAAGAUCUGUGUUUGCAUGGAAAGUAGCAGAUGAGAUGUUGCACCAACAACAUGACACAGAGAGCUGCUAUUUCGCCGCUCAGACGAUGAGAACAAAGAUCCAACUAGCGUUCCAUGAAUUACCACCUGAGGCUCAUAACUCACUGCGAGACUCGCUGCUUGAGCACAUUGCCAAAGUAAAUGAGUCCACCAAGUCCAUCAUCGUCACUCAGCUUUGUCUGGCACUAGCAGAUCUGGCCCUCCAGAUGCCUACAUGGCAGAAGCCUGUGCUGGACCUCAUUAACCAAUUUAAUUCUACAGCCGUCUCUCCACUGCUAGAAGUAAUGACUGUUCUUCCGGAAGAAGUAAACUCUCGUACUCUCCGACUGGGUGCAAACAGGAGACAGCAAGUCCUGCAGGAACUAACAGCCUGCGUGCCAGUUGUAUCAUCCUUCCUGAAUGCAUGCCUGGCGAGUGGAGGAGACAAUGUCCAAGUGCAAGUGAAGGUUCUGAGAUGCUUCACCUCUUGGGUUCAAAUACAGGCCUUCACACUACCAGAAGUCGCAGAGAACGCAGUUGUAGGCUAUGCCUUCCAGAUUCUCUGCAAUCGACAGGAGAGUUGUCAACUGCAUGAUGCAGCUGCUGACUGCGUCUGUGCUCUACUCCAAUGUCUGGAGGAUAACAACAAUCAGCAGGUCCUGGAGCUUCAGCUCUUCACAGGAGUUAUGGCCCUGGAGGAAGGGUUUCACCUUUCUGUUGCCCAUGAGGACCAGGAGAAAUCAGUAAACUACUGUAGAAUAUUUACGGAAUUAGCUGAGGCAUUUCUGGAGAAGAUUGUCAAUGGCAGCACAGACACCAAGCCUCACUAUGCUCUCAAAAUUCUGGAUCUAGUGUUGACCUGCGUGGGCCAUCAUGACUACGAAGUGGCAGCAAUAACGUUUAACUUGUGGUACCGGUUGUCAGAAGACUUAUAUCAAAAGAACAAUGACAUGUUGCUGACUGUUUUCAAACCCUACGUGGCUCGGCUGAUAGAGGCACUGUGUAGGCACUGCCAGAUGGAACCUGACCAUGAAGGUCUUCUGGAGGAUGGUGAUGAUUUCAUGGACUUCAGAACUAAAGUGUCAGAGCUGAUCAGGGAUGUCGUGUUCAUCGUAGGCUCCUCCAACUGUUUCCGCCAAAUGUUUAUGAGUCUUCAGUCUCCUGGAGUGACAUGGGACUCUUCAGAAGCUGCAUUAUUCAUCAUGCAGGCGGUUGCCAAGAACAUCAUUCCCGAAGAAAAUGAUGUGGUACCAAAAGUGGUAGAAGCCAUUCUGAACCUCCCUCCCAACACACAUGUAGCUGUCAGGUACACGUCCAUUCUGCUGCUUGGUGAAUUGUGUGAGUGGAUCGAGAAACACCCCGAGUCUUUAGAGCCUGUGUUGAACUGUCUGCUCUGUGGACUGCAGCAACCGCAGCUAGCCUGCGCCGCAGCCACGGCACUGCAAAGUGUUUGCGCUGCAUGCCGCAGCCAUAUGAGCCAACACUUCAACGGCCUCGUGCAACUGGUGCAGGCGCUGGACAGCUUCUGUAUCAGUCAGGAUGCAGCUAUUGGGCUUCUCAAGGGGGUGGCUAUCAUCCUGGGUCGUCUACCACCCCAACAAAUAGACCAGGCCAUGAAGGAGAUUUGUCUUGUCCAGGCGAAACCGCUCUGCGAUCUCGUUCAGGCGAAUGUGAAGCCAGAGCGAGGUAAGAAGACUGAUCCGAUGUUGUGGUUGGACAGACUGGCUGUGAUAUUCAGGAACACAAACCCAACAGUGGAGAAUGGAGCUGUACAUCCUUGCCUAGGCGUUAUAACAGAAAUGUGGCCUGUGCUGUCCACUACCAUGGACAAGUAUCAGACAGAAGGAGCCAUUAUGGAGAGGUGCUGUCGGUGCCUCAGGUUCGCCAUACGCUGCGUAUCUCAGCAAGCCACUCACCUGCUGGAACCUCUCGUAAAACAGAUGGUGAGGAUAUACUCAAGUCAUCCCCACAGUUGCCUGCUAUACCUAGGCAGUAUAUUGGUGGAUGAGUAUGGCAGUGACAGCCAUUGUGUACAAGGACUACUAGAAAUGCUGCAGACCUUCAUCACACCCACCUUCACACUACUACAGGGUGAACUAGGCCUCAAACAUCACCCGGACACUGUAGACGACUUCUUUCGUCUCUGUGACAGGUUUCUUCAGAGGGCACCCGUGGCACUUCUAACAUCUGUGUCAUUCCCAUCCAUCCUGCAGUGUGGAUUGAUGGCUGUACAGCUGGACCAUCGAGAUGCCAACGCCUCUGUCAUGAGGUUCUUCUCCGACCUGGUUCACGCUGGCAUCUCUCAUCGGGAGAGAGAGGACUUUGAGACGAGACAUCGCCUGAUACGAGAGGUGUUGUUAGAACACGGCCGCACACUGGUAACUAACCUAAUACAGGCGUCAGUGUUCUGCCUGCACUCUUAUAUGCUGUGUGAUGUUGCCACAGUCCUCUUAGAGCUGGUCAGCUGGGAUCGAGAGCUGUUCAGUUCAUGGUUGUAUGAAACUUUGUCAUUGUUACCAAAGCAGAGUUCCGGAGGAAGCGUUACAGCAACGGAAAACCAACUAUUAGAGUUCCAGGAAUCACUUACUAAGGCUCACAGUGCCAAAGUAAUCACGCACAGUCUAAGGGAUUUCGCCCGACUCUAUAGAUAGGUGUAACAUUACAUUUUAUUUAUUUUUAUAUUCAGAUUAUUUGUAAAAAAUAAACUAUGUGUUUUAUUUCAA